Molecule: messenger RNA, 1515 nt
Organism: Ostrea edulis (European flat oyster)
Lineage: Eukaryota; Metazoa; Mollusca; Bivalvia; Ostreida; Ostreidae
Exons: 1
Coding region: 1-1515 (504 amino acids)
Source: RefSeq, a predicted model, not a curated record
AUGAUUAACAAUACUGAUAUUCCAAGCAAAGAAUGCCGGAAUCUUCUGUCAGCUAUUUCCAAUCCCCAUAUAGUAGACGACCUUCUCAACAAAGAGGUGGAGAAAGGAUUCUUACAAGGACCAUUCGACACGCCCCCAUUUACAAAAUAUAGAGUGAGUCCCAUUGGAGUUAGUUUCAAAAAAUAUUCAAAUAAAGGACGUCUGAUAAUGGACCUAUCAGCCCCUCACUCAGAAGCUUCAGAUCCCAGCAUAAAUUCUCUCAUCGAUAAAGAAAAAUGUUCACUUUCAUAUGUUACAACUGAUGACGCCAUAAAAAUAAUUCAGAAACUAGGUUUUGGAACCACCAUGUGUAAAACAGACAUAUCUGAUGCUUUCAAGUUAAUACCAAUUUCACCAUCUCAGUGGCACUUGUUUCUUCUUAAAUGGAAAGGUCUAUAUUAUUUCUACACAAAACUCGCUUUCGGCUGUAGAUCUAGCCCCAGAAUAUUUGACUGCCUCGCCGAAGCUAUUUGUUGGAUAGCCACCCACAACUACGGCAUCAAGCAUAUUUUACACCUGUUGGACGACUUUAUCACCUUCGAGGAGCCAGAGAAGUGUGGAGAAAGAAACAUGGCCCUACUCAUGCUCAUCUUUAAGAGGCUAAACAUACCUAUAGCCAAACACAAGACAGAAGGUCCAGACACCACCAUUACCUUCCUCGGCAUCACAUUAGACUCUGUUAAGAUGGAAGCACGACUGCCUCCUGAGAAAAUCUCCAGAAUCAUAUCGUUCCUUGACGAAUUUCUCCAAAAGAAAUCUUGUACCAAAAGAGAGCUUCUACAAAUUUUGGGCCAUCUUAGUUUUGCGAGUAGGGUCAUAGUUCCAGGGCGCUCCUUCGUGUCACAACUCAUUACACUGUCCACAUCAGUUAAACAACUCCAUUUCCACGUCACGUUAAACAAAGGCUCCAGAGAAGACAUGAACAUGUGGUUAAUCUUCCUCAAACAAUGGAAUGGCAUAUCUAUGUUCUACAACCAAAUAGAAGUUAGCUCCGAUGCCCUGCAACUCUAUACAGAUGCUUCAGGAACCCUUGGUUAUGGGGGGUUCUUUCAAGGACGUUGGUUUUCAGAAUCCUGGCCAUUGCCCUUGCAACGUACAUGCAAGGACAGUGAUGAACUCUCUAUAGCAUUUCGUGAACUUUACCCGAUCGUUGUGGCGGCACUGCUGUGGGGUCACUCGUGGAGGAAACAACGCAUUGUCUUCUCCUGCGAUAAUCAAGGCACCGUGGCUAUCAUCAACAAAGGCCGUUCUAAAUGCCCAAAAAUCAUGGCACUCGUUCGUCGUCUAACACUAUGUGCAGCUAACAAUAAUUUCGUUUUCAAAAGCAAAUAUUUUGAAGGCCACAAAAAUGUUAUUGCUGACUGUCUGUCUCGAUUACAGAUUCCCAAGUUCCGACAGCUGGUCCCAGCUGCCAACAAGAAGUCCUGCACCGUUCCAGGAUACAAGGAAGUUCUGAAAGACUUGACAGUAUUGUAG